This is a messenger RNA of Myodes glareolus (Bank vole), 3300 nucleotides long. Lineage: Eukaryota; Metazoa; Chordata; Mammalia; Rodentia; Cricetidae. The record is from RefSeq and is a predicted model, not a curated record.
GGCGGGAGAACGCUCGGAGAGGCGCGGCCGCGAGCACGGGGCUCGCGGCAAGCGGAACGGAGAGCGGAGUGCGGCCACCUCCGGGUCGCCGUCAUGGCCGCGUAGGCUGAGCGCGGGGCAGCUCGCCUGAGUCCAGCUACCACGGGUGGGUUGUUCCUGCCGGAUUCGCACACUGUGUCAUUGGCUUUUACGGCCAUUCAGGACGCGGAGCUAUUGUGAUGAAAAUCUCCUUCCUGCCCUGCACCUCUCCUGUGCCUCACGGCUCUCUCUGCUUGGUUGCAGUGCCGCCUCUACCCUUUCCCGGAGUCCAGCUGUAGCGGGCCCCUCCCUUCUUUCUGCCCGUGCUUUAGAUGGCACAGCAUUUGCUCAGCACAUCUGAAAAAGAAGGUGUGAGAAGCAAAGGCCAUGGCUCCAUUCCGCUGUCAGUCAUGUGGCAAGUCCUUCCUCACCCUGGAGAAGUUCACCGUCCACAGUUAUUCGCACACCAGGGAGCGACCAUUCAAGUGCACACAGGCUGAGUGUGGCAAAGCCUUCGUCUCUAAAUAUAAAUUAAUGAGACACAUGGCCACACACUCACCCCAGAAGCUCCACCAGUGCACCCACUGCGAGAAGACCUUCAACCGGAAGGACCACCUGAAGAAUCAUCUCCAGACCCACGACCCCAACAAGAUCGCCUACGUCUGUGAGGAUUGUGGCAAGAAGUACCACACCAUGCUGGGCUACAAGAGGCACCUGGCCCUGCAUUCCGCCAGCAGCGGAGAUCUCACCUGUGGCGUCUGCGCUCUCGAGCUGGGGAGCACCGAGGUCCUGCUGGUCCACCUCAAGUCUCACGCGGAAGAGAAAGCCCACCAUGCGACCCGGGAGAAGAAGCACCAGUGCGACCAUUGUGAGAGAUGCUUCUACACCCGCAAGGAUGUGCGUCGCCACCUGGUGGUCCACACAGGAUGCAAGGACUUCCUGUGUCAGUUUUGCGCCCAGCGCUUUGGGCGCAAAGAUCACCUCACUCGUCACACCAAGAAAACACACUCACAGGAGCUGAUGCAAGAGAGUAUGCAGGCAGGAGAGUACAUGAGCACCCUUAAUACCAUUGCGCCGUCCUUCCAGCUGAAGGCUCCUGCCAUGCCUCCUUUCCAGUUAGGAGUGCCCCCCCAGAACGGGCUUGCAGGUGGCUUGCCACCCGAGAUUCAUGGCCUAGUGCUUGCUCCCCCAGAACAGGUCACCCAGCCUCUGCAGCCAAUGCCAGAGCAGCUUAUUACUCUGCACCCUGGGGUAGUUCCCGCCUCUCCUCCUCACACCCUUCAGGAGCCUAAGUACAGUCCUCCUUCUACCUCAUUUGCCCCACUUGGAGGCCUGCCGCUUAAAGCAGAGGCCAAAAGCUUUGGCAACAUGGGUUACUUUGAGGAAUUGCCUAUGCAAGAGCCUCAGUCGCCACUCAAACUCAGCCCAUGUUUUGAGAUGGCUAAGGAGGGCAUUGGGAAAGUCACCCUGCCCAAAGAGCUGCUAGUUGAUGCUGUGAACAUAGCGAUUCCUGCCUCUCUGGAGAUUUCCUCCCUGUUGGGGUUUUGGCAGAUCCCCCCACCUCCCCCCCAGAAUGGUUUUGUGAAUAACACCAUCCCUGUCGGGCCGGGGGAACCACUGCCCCAUACAAUCACUUGUCUGGCGCAGCAGCAGUCACCAUCGCUGCCGCCUCCACCACCGCCGCUGCCACCGCAGCCGCAGAUACAGCUGCAGCCACAACUGCAGCCACAGCUGCAGCCACUGCAGCUGCAGCCGCAGCUGCAGCCGCAGCCAAUGCAGCUGCAGCCGCAGCCAAUGCAGCUGCAACCGCAGCCAAUGCAGCUGCAGCCACAGCCAAUGCAGCUGCAGCCACAGCCACUGCCACAGGCACUGCCACAACCACUGCAGCUGCAGCCGCAGCCACAGCCGCAGCCACUGCCACAGCCUCCACCACUGCCGCAGCCCCAGCCACUGCCGCAGCCACCGCAGCUGCAGCUGCAGCCGCAGCCACAGCCACUGCCGCAGCCUCAGCCGCUGCCGCAACCAAUGCCACAGCCGCUGCCACAGCCGCAGCCACAAGAAGCCCAAAUAGCCGUGGCCACUGUGAGUCUGGGCCAGCUCCCUUUACCCCCAAUCCCCCACGUUUUCACAACUGGCACUAACACUGCUAUACUGCCCCAUUUUCAUCACGCUUUCAGAUAAAUUGAUUUUUAAGAAGGCGUGAUUCUUGAGGAAGGCGUUUACAGGUUGGAACAUCAAACAGUUUGAGGGGAAGCUUGAACACCAGGAUUGGGGCUUUAGCUUAUUCGCGAUUACUAGCUUGAGAAAAGGAAUCCUCUUCACUGCAUGCAUUGUGCCAAUAUAUAAUAUCCUUAGUAUUCAUGCUUUGCACCAAAUUUAGUGAGCGUGUGCAUAUCCUGUAGUUGAAGUGCAAGUAGUAUCGUAUUAUUAUCAUAUUAUUAUCCUCAUAUUAUAUUCUCAUAUUAUCCUAUAAUCACAACCAAGAUCCAAAACGACAGCUGCUAUUUUGUAAAAUAAAAGUGUGUUGAAUUUAAUUGUAUGCCUUUGUUGUAAUGAUGUUAACUAAGUACCUUUGUGUGUAGUACCGCCUAGGAGGGACUUGAUGGAAAGGUGCGGAUUUCUCCGCCUUGGAAGAUGUUUUUAAGAGAAGAGGGUAAUCUUUGUAUGGCGUUUAGAACUAGGCUGUGUAUGUCUUUUCAGGGACUCUUCCACCUUCGGGGUUAGAUGUAGUUUAGUUCUUCUUCUCGUAGCCUACUUUGUAGUUUGUAGGAAAAGUUCCUUGUGAAGUUACCGAUUUCUUGAUCUUUAAAGUGAAUUUUUAGUGUAGUUUUCAAUAUUUUUCAUGUGAUGUUACAAUGUGAGUUAUGACUUUGUUUAUCUUAAAAGACAAAACUGAUUGUCAGUUGUAUCUGACAGGACAAAAAAAUCAUUGUGUAGCCUAGUUAAGUGACAUACUCCUUGUGGCAUCAGUCAGAAACGUUUCGCUGACUGAAUGCCCAUUGUUUCUUCAUAGGAAUUUAAGAAAAUAGACUGGAAUUAGAAAAAUAAGUGUAUUAGAUAAGAAUCUCCUUUGACUAGCUUAAAAUACUAGCAGUACUCAAGCUGCUGACCUUUUGAAGUAUUGUUUGUAGUUGCCAAUAGAAAAAAUGUAUCUGUAGUUGACUAGUUUGUCAUUAGUCUGUAUCCCAAGAGGAUUGCGUCUUGCAAUGUAACUGUACUUGUAAUCUUUCUCCCUUGAUAUCUUGUUAAUCGAUUUUGAAAGUGUAAAACCCGUUUUGCAAU